Molecule: messenger RNA, 1317 nt
Organism: Plasmodium vivax (malaria parasite P. vivax)
Lineage: Eukaryota; Apicomplexa; Aconoidasida; Haemosporida; Plasmodiidae
Product: variable surface protein Vir6, putative
Exons: 2
Coding region: 1-1317 (438 amino acids)
Source: RefSeq, a predicted model, not a curated record
AUGCCUGAUGGCGUAAAACUGGGUGAUAUUUUAGAUAAAACAGAUAUUAAAAAAGAAGAUAAAGAUACGUAUGGUAGUGCUUUUAGUGAACUAUUAAGACAUAUAAACAACAGCGGUGUGUUUUAUAAAUACAAUAAAGAAGGAUGCUGGUACAUUAGCUACAUAUUACAUAAAGAAGUUGAACGUUUCCUUAGACAAGAUUAUAAUUUAGACGUAUAUAAACUUCUACAGGAAUUUAUACUUAAAUACAACAAACACAACUCUCAAAGAAGUGAUCGAUGUAUGAAUGAUUUUGUUUACAUAGAUUCUGAUACAUUUAAAAUAAUGAAUGCAUUAUAUACACUCUAUGAUGAGUAUACUAAAAUUAAACCUUACUAUAAGCGUAGUAUUCCAUAUAAUUGUGAAAACUUCAGUAAAUUUAUUCAUUCAUAUAAUAGCUUUUUAAAUAAUCAUGUAUCUGGCACAGAUUUCUUUAAUAACAUAUUAAAACAUUUUGAUACAGAAGUUAGAGAUGCUAUAUCGAAGUAUAGCAUAAUUGAAUGUAAGCAAUACCCUUAUCACGCAAAUAAUCUAAAUCUAUACACUCCGCCUAAGCCAAAGGAUCCUAUUCCUCCUGUCCAAUUAGAACAACGGCAAACUGCAAAUGUGUUAACAACAACUGAAUUACAGAAUUCACAUCAUGAUGUUGCACAUGAACAAGACACACAAGCAGGUGAAGUACUCAGAGUAGAAGCAGAAAAUCAAAUUCAAGUAGCAAAAGGAGAACGAGGAAUAGCACAUAACCAACAAAUAACACGCGAUUAUGCAAUUUCACCUGAACCAGGAAGGGUCUUUAAACCAGGAGAAGCACACAACCCAGAAAUAUCACGUGGACAUGGAAUGACACAUGAUAAUAGAAGAACAUAUAACCGUGGAAGGGAAGAAGAAGUUUGGAGAACAGGAUUAUCAACAUAUUCCCAAGAUACUGCAACGCUGGAUUCUUCAUCACAACUAGAAUUGAGUGAUGUAUCGACAUUUUCACCAAAAUUAGACGGCAAAACCGAAGAUGAUGGAGUCUUCGCAAAUGUACGCAGUACUAUCACUAACGUUUUAGGUUCUGUUGAUCCUGUACCAGUUGUUGGUGUAUCUGGAGGGAUGGGUGCCUUAUUCUUACUUUUUAGGUAUACACCAUUUGGAACCUUCUUUAGAGGAGGAAGAGGACGCGUACAUAGAAUUCCCCGUAGUUUCAAUGGACCAUUCCUAGGAGAAUUUCAAGGAUAUCAAGAUUAUUAUGGUGGAAAUAUUGGAUAUGGUCAAAUGAAUCCUCUCGCGGAAUAG